AUGGCGGACACCUCACGAUUAAAAGCCACAGUGUUCGUCGGCGGCCUCGACUCGGCAGUGACCCAGCAAACCCUCUAUCACGCCUUCCUGCCCUUUGGCGACAUCGUGGAAGUCAACCUACCGAAACCGGAAGCACCAGGCUCGAGCGACCCGCACCGCGGAUUUGGGUAUGUCGAAUUCGAGAGCGCCGGAGAUGCAGCAGAUGCCAUCGACAAUAUGGACCGGAGCGAGCUGUAUGGGCAGGUUAUCAAAGUUGCGGCUGCUAAGCCCCAGAAAGAGCACAAUGAGGGUCUGGGAAGCAAGACAGCGAUUUGGGAGCAGGAGGGCUGGAUAGCGAAACACACUGUGAGCGAAGAGGAUAAGCAAGCAGCUCAAGCAGCGAGAGAGGAAUCAGAUGAGGCGCCUAUGGACCCCAUGCAAGGGCUUGAAGGACUUGACGAGGCAGGCCCAAAACCGGCAUGA
Molecule: messenger RNA, 462 nt
Organism: Trematosphaeria pertusa
Lineage: Eukaryota; Fungi; Ascomycota; Dothideomycetes; Pleosporales; Trematosphaeriaceae
Product: putative peptidyl prolyl cis-trans isomerase cyclophilin
Exons: 2
Coding region: 1-462 (153 amino acids)
Molecular function (GO): RNA binding
Source: RefSeq, a predicted model, not a curated record